CUCUAAUGGCUGAACAACAACAACUGUCGGCGAGCGACAAACUUUCCCAAACUUCCACGCUGACCAAUGAAAGUUGGAAUAGCUAAUUAUAUCGCUUGUGUAACCGUUUGCGCGUGUUUGUCUGGUUUCUCUUGCAAAUUACAAAUGUGGAAUUACUGAUGGAUCCGAGAUAUGACAUUCCGCGGAGGGCCGCCGGUGGCGGCGGGGGCUCCGCGAGCUCGUCCCCCGCUCUGGGGGCUCAGUCGCGCCGCAGGAAGAUGCCUCCCAGGCCCGCUGAUUUUAAACUUCAAAUUAUCAUUAUUGGCUCCCGUGGUGUUGGUAAAACCAGCAUCAUGGAGAGGUUUACCGACGACACUUUCUGCGAAGCUUGCAAGUCGACCGUAGGAGUUGACUUCAAAAUCAAGACAGUGGAGCUGAGAGGGAAGAAGAUCAGACUACAGAUAUGGGACACCGCUGGCCAGGAGAGGUUCAACAGCAUCACAUCAGCCUACUACAGAAGUGCCAAGGGAAUAGUGCUAGUGUACGAUAUCACAAAGCAGGAGACCUUUGACGACCUGCCCAAAUGGAUGAAAAUGAUAGACAAGUACGCCUCAGAGGAAGCAGAGCUUCUCCUGGUCGGGAACAAGCUGGACUGCGAGACUGAUCGUAUCAUCUCCAAACAGCAGGGAGAGAGGUUCGCCUCUCGAAUAAGUGGAAUGCGCUUCUGCGAAGCUAGUGCCAAGGAUAACUUCAAUGUCGACGAGAUCUUCCUGAAGCUUGUGGAUGACAUCCUUAGCAAGAUGCCUCUGGAGGUUCCCAACAAGGAGCUUUCCAACAGUGUCCUGUCUCUGCAGCCUGAACCGGAAGUGCCUCCGGAGUUGCCGCCUCCCCGCAUGCGCUGUUGCUGAGAGUCAGAGUGGUCCCCCAUCACACACCCACACACACACAAACACACACACUCAAACACACACACUCACACUCUCAGCUCACACAUGCAGAGUACCAAUGUGGCCACCAGGGGGCAGCAAACAGCAGCAGUUUGGAGUUACUGCUGAUUUAAGAUGCAUGGACUCUCUUAACAACCAGUAUUGUCUUCUCCUGUUUUGUAACUGUACACAAUGACAUUUACUACACUAACACUUAGGCCUGGUGAAUCACCCACUUCCUACCACCCGUCUGUCUACACUUGACCCCAGACUACCUCAUUCCUUGGACCGUUAGGCUAGCUGUGCCACGCAGGUGCCUUCGAGGUAGAGAGCCCUCUGGAAGCAGUUGCACAUUUACAAGGAGGGGGACUAUUGAGGACUUUACAGCUUGUUCUCUUCCUGUUUCUGUAAAAAAAAAAAAAGUCCUCACACAUACUGUACACUAAGUUUGACAUUGUCUGAGUUGAGUUUCCCUGAUGGUCUGGUAUCUCUGCAUCAUAUAUCUUACAGAAAAGGGAUAACAAUAUCUCACAUCUCUUCAGCUUAGUUUAAAUUCUGGGUCUAGGUACAGUAGUUUUGUAUUCUUAUUAAUAGGUAUUAUUACCAAGUGGCGAGUUGACUUGAGGUAAACAAAAGCACAUGGUGUAAAUGAAGUGUGUUGCUGUAAUGACUGGACAAGGUGCAGAUUUUAGUCGCCAGCACGAGGUGGUUGUGUGGUGAUCAUAUCAGUCUGUAUUCCUUAGCCUUAAGGUAUUAAAGAGGCUGGAAUGGCUCAUUUCACAUUUGUACAAAUUGUAAUGUUUUGCACUACAAUCCAUCUUACCUAGUUAAGCUGACAUGCAGAAAAAAGUGCACAACUUGUAGUUUUUAGUGGUAGUGAAGAUCAAUGUUGCCUCGGUAGUGGCCGCUCUGAGCUCUUCCACACCCUGUUGAAGUGGGACGGUGAUGCAAGGAGAGAUGGGUAAUGUAGUCUUUGAGGGAUUGGUGUUUUCGCAGGGGCAUUCUCCAUGUGUGCUGCUGGCUUUUUAGAGGAAAUAGAGACAUUAAGUAGCAAGUACACACACACACAAACACACGGUUUUAGCCUUUGUUUUGGUUUUGUUACUAAUAUUGCAAAGGGUUUUGUCUUUGAUGUUUUUCCUCUGAAUUCAGAUACGGCUUAGAGAGGAAUGUUUGGUCUCCCUUCCUUGAGGGAAGCGUGCAGGAAGGUUUGUUUCGUAUUUGAAUGACUCAGGAAACUUUAAUUGGCUCAUAUCUGCUACUUUUGACAGGCUUUUACUGCAGAGUUGAUUUGUUUAGAGUUUCAUAGCAAAUAAAUAAACACAUUCAUAAAAAUCCUGCUUGAAUGGGAGGUUUCUGUGUUUUUCAGAGGAGGGCAGCAGUUCUGAAUUUAUGAUUCGGCAGUUUGUUACAGACCAGUAUGGAGAUAUCCCAGAACUUGCACAUUUUCUAAAUAAUUAGGCUAUGCAUGUUAAGCCCUCCUGUCCUGGUAGACAAUAAUAAUCAUCUAAUUCUUCCGUCUUUUUUUGUUCAAUUAAUGCAAUAUUAGCAAUGUAGCACUGUGAGCGUUUGUUUUGUUUUUCCAUGUCGAAGUAAAAGUUUGAGGGUGAGGAAGGACGAGCCCAUUCAAAGGACCUGAUUUAAAAUGACUUAAACUGACACCCUAUCCAUAACUUUCUUUUUUUUUUUGUAAGUUUUAUGUUACCAUCAAGCUUUUGUGGAUUUAAAAUGGCACAUCAUAUAUCCUAACAAACGAAUGGUUUCGUACCAAAAGAAACGUGUUGAAAGUGUGAGACCUUUGCUAACAAAACUGACAGACAUCCAAGCACAUCUUGCAAUAAGAUUAUCAGCCAGCGACGUGCAUACAAACUCUCCAACUUUACUGAAAUAACACUUCUUUUGAUAUUGUUUUUUUUUUUUUUUGGAAUCAAACCUUUCAUUUGUCCCCUUGACUUUUAGCAUUUGGCACUAACCCCUGUGGUCUUUGUUUUAAUAGCCAAGCCUUAUACUACUCAGUGUUUUAAAUAUACAUUUUACAAAAAUGCUUUUAUUUGAAAUGUGUAUCCUUUAAGAUGGAAGACUGUACUUUGUAGUAAACCUGUAAUAAGUCUUUGAAACGUUUUGGCAUGUUUAAAGCAGAUUUGUGGUAUUUAUAACUUGUGGCAUUCUCGAACUAAUGAAAUGCAAUUAAAGAUAUCUAUAUUUAUUACCAGA
This is a messenger RNA of Chelmon rostratus (copperband butterflyfish), 3119 nucleotides long. It is a transcript of the gene rab12, whose product is annotated as RAB12, member RAS oncogene family. Gene Ontology annotation, molecular function: GTPase activity; GTP binding. Gene Ontology annotation, biological process: Golgi vesicle fusion to target membrane; cellular response to insulin stimulus; regulation of exocytosis. Gene Ontology annotation, cellular component: trans-Golgi network transport vesicle; plasma membrane; endosome. Lineage: Eukaryota; Metazoa; Chordata; Actinopteri; Chaetodontiformes; Chaetodontidae. The record is from RefSeq and is a predicted model, not a curated record. The coding region runs from base 159 to 887 and encodes 242 amino acids. The transcript has 6 exons.